AUGACUGGUUGGUACGUCAGAAAGCAACAACGAGAACUUCUGUCACCUGUUGGAAUACUUGUAAAGAGUCAUGACUACACAACACACAGUCGUUGUUACGCUAUAAUCCAAGUGUACUCCGGUGAAUACAAGUGUGAAAGCCAGUAUGCUUGUACAGGUACAGACCUGAUCUGUAUUGAGAAAGACUGGACAUGCGAUGGCAGUAAGGACUGCCCAGAGGGCGACGAUGAAAGGGAUUGUGAUCGUAAGAAAAAAAUACAGUGCGACGAAAACCAUUUCGCGUGCAGUAAUGGUACGGGUCCGUGUGUCAACAAACUAUGGGUGUGUGACUGGGAAUUUGAUUGCUUUGAUGCCUCAGAUGAGAGUCCGGAACAGGGAUGUGAGUCAAACGCUUGCGAAAAAGAUGAGUUCAAAUGUGGAAAUUCAAAAUGCGUUCAAAUGGCGUUUUACUGUGACACAGAUGAUGAUUGUGGCGAUAUGAGUGACGAGCCCCAAGGAUGUGGAUAUGUUAUCAUGGGUUUGGAAGGGGAGGUAGAGGAUAUGGGAUCAAUGGUUUGUAGUGAAUAUGUAACCAUGGGGGUUGAAGAGGAGGUAGAGGAAAUGUGA
This is a messenger RNA of Mya arenaria, 606 nucleotides long. RefSeq names its product low-density lipoprotein receptor-like. The transcript is spliced from 7 exons. Gene Ontology annotation, molecular function: protein binding. Bases 1 to 606 code for a protein of 201 amino acids. The record is from RefSeq and is a predicted model, not a curated record. Lineage: Eukaryota; Metazoa; Mollusca; Bivalvia; Myida; Myidae.